UAUCGUGAGCGAUCUGAGUUUAGAACAUUUACCAAGAUGGGAGAUCAAGAGGAGAUCAAAAAGAAGGCGCUCUGCAAUUUGGUCUAUAGACCAAAUGAGUCGGCGGCUCUUGCGCCCAAGAACCGUGUAAGCUACGAGAUUCCACCUGAAGCUAUGAGCGAAGACCAUAAGUACAUGGGUAAGGAUAUCCAGACGCGCUUCAGUGAGAUGGAUAGCAACAUGGACCAAGUGCAUGUUAAGACGAUUGAGUGGCCGGAUCUUAAGUUUACUGCAGCUGUUGGACACGACGAUGCAUUCAAUAUCUUCCAUGAACCACACAAGAAUGCUGCUGCAAAACUCAUUGAGCUUUUUUACAAUGUUAAAGACGUAGAUGAUCUUCUGGCCUGUGCUGUCUACGUGAGAGAGAGGGUCAAUCCUUAUCUCUUCGUCUACUGUUUCUCUGUGGCUUUGGCUCAUCGGCACGAUACAAAGGAUAUUGUGCUUCCUGAUGCUCUUCUCGCUUUUCCCUCGAAAUUUCUCCCCAAAUCCACUUUGUCUGAGGCCAAGGAGCUUUGCUAUGUGGUACCUAGUGAACUCAGGAAACCUAUUGUCAUCCCACGCAACUGGACAGCUACUGACUUGGACCCUGAACAUCUAAUGGCCUUCUUCAGAGAAGAUCCAUGUAUCAACCUCCAUCAUUGGCAUUGGCACGUUGUUUUUCCCAUGGCGGGUCCCAGAGAGAUCAUCAAUAAGGAUCGUCGUGGGGAACUCUUCUUCUACAUGCACAAUCAAAUGCUAAAUCGCUACAAUGCCAAUAGACUCUGUGUUGGAUUGCAUCGCGUUGAACCCUAUGAAAACUUCUUGGAGGACAAAGCUCCGGCCUAUUAUCCAAAACUGGAUAAUCACAAUUCAUCCAGAAUGAUUAUUGGGAGGCAGAAAGAUUGCCAGUGGAGAACGCUUAAUGGGGUCACUAGCCCUCCUGUAACAGUCCAAGAUAUGAUAACCUAUUGUGAAAGGAUUAAAGCUUGCAUCCAUUUGGGAUACGCUAUUCGUCCGGAUGGAGAAAAACACGAAUUAACAAUUGAAAAGGGUUGUGAUGAUUUGGGUAACAUGAUAGAAGCAUCUUGGCUGUCGGUAAAUCCGCAGUUUUACGGUAGUUGUCACAAUAUGGGACACGUUUUCUUCGGAAACAUUCAUGAUCCUAAAGGCGUUAUGUAUUUGGAGCAACCAGGAGUUAUGUCAGACACAACCACUGCUAUGCGCGAUCCCGUUUUCUACAGAUGGCACAAAAUGGUUGAUGACUUGUUCCAAGAUUACAAGUACACCCUACCCCCCUACAGUGCUGAUGAACUUGCAUGCCCUGGAAUUAAGAUAGAUAAAGUCAACCUAAUCGUCAACCAAAAGUACACAGAUGAACUAUGCACAUUCUGGCAGUGGGACGACGUUAAUCUGGGUAUAGGAUUGGACUUGAAUGGCGAUGGCAGCAAUCCGGUCUACAUUCGCUUCUGCCAUAUCAAUCACGAAGACUUCAUAUACAAGAUCAACGUCACAAACUCCACGGAUCAACCUAUCAAGUGCACUGUCAGGAUUUUUAUGUUUCCAACUAGAAAUGAAAACCUAACAAACUUUACAGUGGACAUGUACCGAAGGAACGCUAUUGAAAUGGACAGGACUACGGCGACCUUCAAUCCUGGUGAGACGAAGUUCUUCCGAAGCUCUAAGGACUCCAACGUGACCAUACCUUUCGAAAGGUCUUUGUCAACCGCUUGGACUCAUGAUCAGGAAACGCUUCGUUCAAUGGAGGCAUCGAUUUGUGCAUGUGGCCUUCCUCAUCAUCAUCUUCUUCCAAUCGGAACUGCAGAAGGCUAUCCUUGCAACCUCUUUGUCAUGUUGACACCUUACGAAUUGGAUAAGACCAAUGAAGAUAUCAAUGUAGCUUGCAAUGACAAUUCUGUCUACUGUGGUGUUCGCGAUCGAAAAUAUCCGGAUAAGAGAGCCAUGGGUUUCCCCUUCGAUCGUACCCUUCAAUUCCAAAGUAUUGAAGAUUUUGCUGACCGCGACAACAUGGCCCUAAUGGACUUCAAGAUUAGGCACAAGGAUGUAGCAGUGAAAGGACCUCACUGCGGACCAGAUGAUCUUGAUUACUAAACCUUACUGACCGGAUUCCUUAAAUUGACCCUUGGCCAACGACACCGGACCUCUCCCCAACUAUACAAUAACCCCUAUCAAUAUCCAUUAUCCCAGCAUUGAAAAAAUACUGUUAAAUCAGCUACGCUUACGAAUAAUACUUGCUUGAAAUACUAUACAAUGAUUAUAAACCAAAUAAAUAAUAUUGAAAAAUGGAUUGAUACGAUCCCCAAAAAAUCCCAAUGACUUGUUAUUCCAAUUCCCAAGAGGGCAACAAGGAAAAGUUAUGACCACGAUAUUUUGUGUCCGAAGAGAGAAACUUGAUCACCAUCUGAUUCCAAUCGAAAAAGAGUAUCAACAUCUUAUGGUGAAACUGCUGUUUGUGGCCUGAAGGAGGAGGAAGAUUGAAAAAAAACGAGGUGAAUAAUUAGAUGAAUAAAACUAAUCAAUUGAUCGUU
Molecule: messenger RNA, 2564 nt
Organism: Phlebotomus papatasi
Lineage: Eukaryota; Metazoa; Arthropoda; Insecta; Diptera; Psychodidae
Product: phenoloxidase 1-like
Exons: 3
Coding region: 37-2127 (696 amino acids)
Molecular function (GO): oxidoreductase activity
Source: RefSeq, a predicted model, not a curated record